Molecule: messenger RNA, 1746 nt
Organism: Tarenaya hassleriana
Lineage: Eukaryota; Viridiplantae; Streptophyta; Magnoliopsida; Brassicales; Cleomaceae
Product: protein DETOXIFICATION 16-like
Exons: 8
Coding region: 133-1635 (500 amino acids)
Biological process (GO): xenobiotic detoxification by transmembrane export across the plasma membrane
Cellular component (GO): membrane
Molecular function (GO): antiporter activity; xenobiotic transmembrane transporter activity
Source: RefSeq, a predicted model, not a curated record
CUCUAAAGUCUUAGGAGCCACACGUUUGAGCAAAGAGACAAAACAGCAAGAACAACACAAUGGGGAUUAAAGAUUUUGUUUUUUUUUUUUAAUUGGAACGAACAAGAAUGGUCAAGAUGAUAGGAGAGAAGAAUGGAGAGAGCAGAAGAAGAAGAAGAGGCAAAGGAGGAGGAGGAGGAGUCAAGGAGAAAGGUUGAAGACGGGAGAGAAGAAGACGGUAAACUAAGAAGAGUGAAAGCAGAAGUGAAGAGACAGCUAUGGUUGUCUGCUCCAUUGAUAGUUGUGAGUUUACUUCAGUUCUGUCUGCAACUAAUCUCUGUAAUGUUCGUCGGCCAUCUCGGCUCUCUCCCUCUCUCCGCCGCCUCCAUCGCCACUUCCUUCGCCUCCAUCACCGGCUUCAGCCUCCUCAUGGGAACAGCGAGUGCGUUGGAUACGUUAUGUGGCCAAUCUUAUGGAGCCAAAGUGUACAAUAUGCUAGGCAUACAUAUGCAGAGAGCAAUGGUUGUUCUUCUCAUACUAUGUUGUCCCCUUUCCAUCAUCUGGGCUAACACAGAACACUUCCUCCUGUUCUUGCAUCAAGACAAAUCCAUCGCCAAAUCCGCGGGUUCUUAUUCCUUGUUCAUGAUCCCGAGCCUAUUCGCCUACUCGCUCCUUCAGUGCCUCAACAGAUUCUUACAGUCUCAGAACAAUGUCUUCCCCCUGGUGUUGUGUUCAGGAAUUACUGCUCUUCAGCACUUUGUUAUUUGUUGGGCCUUGGUGUUUAAAUCUGGUUUAGGACACAAGGGAGCUGCUCUCGCCAACUCGGUUUCCUACUGGUUGAACGUCAUUCUCCUGUCGUGUUACGUCAAGUUCUCGUCUUCUUGCUCGGAAACUUGGACAGGUUUUUCCGUGGAGGCUUUACAUAACGUCCUCGCUUUCAUAAAGCUCGCUGUUCCUUCUGCACUUAUGGUUUGCUUGGAGAUGUGGUCGUUUGAGCUUCUUGUUCUCUUAUCAGGUCUUCUCCCUAACCCUGUCUUAGAAACCUCGGUCCUUUCGAUCUGUCUAAACACUGCAGCUGCAAUCUGGAUGAUCUCAUUUGCACUAAGCGGCGCUGCAAGCACGAGGGUUUCGAACGAGUUAGGAGCGGGGAAACCCGAGGCGGCGAAGCUGGCAGCUCGAGUGGUCAUAUCCAUGGCGAUCGUGGAGGGUAUUAUGGUCGGAUCAGUGUUGUUACUGAUAAGAAACGUAUGGGGAGAAGCGUACAGUAACGAAGCGGAAACGAUCAGAUACAUAGCGAGAAUGAUGCCGAUCCUCGCCUUAUCGAAUUUCCUCGACAGCCUCCAAUCCGUACUCUCUGGGUUUUUUUUUGGGUUAGGGAUUGCUAGAGGAUGUGGAUGGCAGAAGGUUGGAGCUUUCGUCAAUCUCGGAUCUUAUUAUCUUGUCGGAGUUCCUUCGGCAUUGUUCUUCGGAUUCUUGUUGCAUUUCCAUGGACGGGGUCUUUGGCUUGGAAUUAUAUGUUCUCUCAUUGUUCAAGUCUUGGGUCUCUCUUUCAUCACCAUCCGUACAGAUUGGGAUGAAGAGGCCAAAAAUGCUGCAAACAGAGUUGGACGUACAAAUACAGAAGAUUUGGAGGUCGGCGAACCAACUGGACUCUAACAAAAGAUUUUCAGAAAUUUCAUUCUUCCUCCCAAAUAUAUAAUAUAAAUGGAAUAUGUAAUUUAAAUUUUGAUACAAUCUUUAGUGAAAAACAACAAACACAUAACAAUA